ACUUGCCGAACCAGUUGGCAACUCCGAAAUUCAAACGUUCUGGCAAGCAACAACAAGUUCAAGCAUAAAAUAUAUAAUAGAUCUUACUAUGUCGGAGAUACCACCUUCCUUCACUUCACCGGAACCCUUAACUACCUCGGACGACCCUUCAGGUCUAGCCACGCCUGAACAAGAAGUCAACUUGAACCUGAAAGGCUUUCGACAAGUUGUAAUGCCAUACCUUACGAAGAUUUCCCAUGGGUCAACCCCAUUCAUCGCAACGUUUCUCAUCAUACAUCUGACCGCGCCUGCGCUGGCAAAUCUGGGAGGCUCGUGUCUAGCGUCCCAGGUCAUGCUACUGGGCAGGGAAUACUAUCAGACCUCGUUCGGCGAGAAGUAUUUGCUUAUAGCUCCAUUUGCUGCACAUGUCGUGUCAGGCGUCCUGAAACGGCUAACCACGCCCUCGACCCUACGCCGACGCAUCUCUAGCAUCCUUACUCUCACAGGCUAUUCUGCAUUAUUGUUCUUCCUCCCAAUCCAUUACCUCACCCACCGAGUCUACCCGUCCGACCCUUCGCCUCCAAUCUACUCUGUAGGACCAUCAGAACUCGACUUCGAGUUCGUCAAGAUCGGUUUGCAGGAAUGGCCUUUGAGAUCUUGGCUCUUGUAUACAGGUCUGGUUACCUGUGUUGCUUGGCAUGCGGCGUCCGGCGUACAUAUCAUUUGGACUACGUGGUUGAGGCGAUGGUUGGGACCUGGGAAGAGUCAGAGGAGUCGUCUCAUUCAGACUACUCUCGCAAGCUUGCCAGUUUUGAGUGGAUUAUAUUUACUGUCAAGAGAACCGGUGUUGGCGUUCUCUUCAUUGGCAUCGAGAUUUCAUGCUGUUUUCUCAAAAUCGUUUAUGUAUAGGAUUUGAGACAGUUGUACGUACCAUUACUUGAAGUGCAAUGCGAUAAUCCUACUUGUGGGGAUACAGCAGCCUGAGAGCAUGCAAUAUGGUUGGGCAAGCGGGGCGCUCCACCAUUCACCGACGAUCAUCAAUCAUAUCCCGAUCUCGAUCAUCAAAUGCGGCAUUACCUUUUAUGGAUAGUGCGCCCUUCUUGUCGAAGUUCGAACGCUAUGCGUGUCGGCGAGCCCUACCCCAUCCAGAGAACCAAGGAUAGACUUAACCAUGAUCAGAUCCUGCGAAUAGGGUGGAUUGAAGGAGAACAUGAAUUUUGGUUUUGUUUCAAACAUGUGUUGCUCUGCGUGUGCGAUGUCUUUCGUACAGGUGUCGGCUUCGUUUUCUGCACGAGUAGCGCUGCUUGAGUAUACUGUACUAUAUAUUUCUUGUUAGUUGCACUGGCACACUUUAUGAUUGUAAAAGGUCUUAUGCUACAC
Messenger RNA from Somion occarium, 1359 nucleotides. NCBI's taxonomy places the organism in Eukaryota, Fungi, Basidiomycota, Agaricomycetes, Polyporales, Cerrenaceae. The record is from the annotation of a GenBank genome assembly.